CUAUACUAACAAAAGUGGUACCGAGCUCUGGAAAAAUAAAAAGAAACAUAGAAAAUAAAUAGUUUAUUAAACUAUUUAUGGGACUCUCCAAGAGAGUCGUCGGCCUCGGCGUCCUCGUCGCCUUGCUCUUGGUGGCGGCCGCGAUUGCCUCCGCAAUCGUUUUCACCAAUCACCACGGCCAAAAAAAUCAUGACACCAGCAAGCAGAGCGGCAGCGGAGGCGGAAGCGGAAGCGGAAACGAAACUGUCGUCGCCUCGAAAGCCGUGAAGAUGGUUUGCUCCACCACGGACUUCAAGGAGACGUGCGAGAAGAGCAUCGCCGACGCCAAGACCUCCGACCCCAAGGAGCUGGUCGGGGCGGCCUUUGGCGCCGCGGUGGGCAGCAUCUCGGGGGUGCUGAAGAGCACCGCCGAGCUGAAGAAGGCCGCCACCGACCCUUCCAUGAAGGGGGCCUUUGAGGUCUGCGACGAGGUGCUUCAGAACGCUGUCGACGAUCUGAAGACCUCGUCACAGAAGCUCACCUCCUUCUUCAACCCGGCCAAGGCGAAGGCCUUCGUGGCCGAGCUGAGGACGCGCCUGGCCGCCGUCGGGGACGACCAGGAGACGUGCAUCGACGCGUUCGAGAACACCACCGGAGACGCGGGCGAUAAGAUGAAGGCUAUGCUGAAAACCGGCAAGGAGAUGUCGAGCAAUGGCUUAGCUAUGGUGACCGACCUUUUCUCGAUCAUCGGAUCGCCGCAGCUCUCGAGCUUCCUGGGCGGCGCCGGCGCGCGGAGGCUCAUGGCGGAGGAAGAAGACGUUGCUUCCGCGGAGCGGAGGAUUUUGCAGGCGGCGGCGUUGAAGCCGACGAUGGUGGUGGCUCAGGACGGAAGCGGCCAGUACAAGACAAUCUCCGCUGCUUUGGAAGCUUUGCCUAAGAAGAACACUAACGCGACCAUCGUGAUUUAUAUUAAGGCCGGCGUGUACAAGGAGACGUGCAUCGUCCCGAAGAAGGUUAAUAAGGUCGUGUUUAUCGGAGACGGCCCCGGAAAGACUGUCAUCACCGGAAACUUGAACUUCGCCGCGGGUGUUAAGACAUACCACACCGCCACCGUCGUGAUCAACGCUGACGAAUUUCUGGCCAAGGACAUAACGUUCGAGAACACGGCCGGGUACAAAGGCCAUCAAGCGGUGGCGCUGCGCGUGUCCGGUGACAUGGCCGUGUUCCACAACGUGCACAUCCUCGGGUACCAAGACACCCUCUACGCCCACAAAUACCGCCAGUUCUACAGCGGGUGCACCAUCUCCGGAACCGUUGACUUCGUCUUCGGGGACGCCCUCGCCAUCUUCCAAAAGUGCACCUUUGUCGUGCGAAAGCCCGGGCCGAACCAGGCGUGCAUGGUGACCGCGGAGGGGCGCAUCGACCCACGCAGCCCCGGGGGCUUCGUGCUCCAGAACAGCAGCAUCGUGGCCGAGGAGGCGCUCCUGUCGGCCGAGAAGGCCGUGAAGGUGUACCUAGGGAGGCCGUGGAAGGAGCUGUCGAGGACGAUCAUCAUGGCGUCCGACAUCGGCGGCUUCGUGGACCCCACGGGCUGGGCGCCGUGGUCCGGGACAUUCGCUAUCGACACGUGCUACUACGGUGAGUACAAGAACCGGGGGGCCGGAUCGAACACGUCGGGCCGGGUCCAGUGGAAGGGUAUUAAGAAAAUAACGCCGGAGAUUGCUCAGAGCUGGACCGGCGGCGCCGCCUACGGCGACGACUCUUGGAUUGAGAAGGCGGGAGUCCCUUAUGUUUCAACAUUAUGAAAGUUUUGAGAGUGUGAUCACUUGUAGUAAUACUUUCAUAUAUAUAAGAGUAUUCAUUUAAUUUCA
Messenger RNA from Salvia hispanica, 1850 nucleotides. Its product is annotated as pectinesterase-like. Gene Ontology annotation, molecular function: pectinesterase activity; enzyme inhibitor activity. The record is from RefSeq and is a predicted model, not a curated record. Gene Ontology annotation, biological process: cell wall modification. Lineage: Eukaryota; Viridiplantae; Streptophyta; Magnoliopsida; Lamiales; Lamiaceae.